CAACAACACAACAGCACCUGACGCAGUUCUGCUCUCGCGCAAGCAAAAAAAAAAAUUCAUCAAUUUUCUUUUUUUGCAAAAUUCCAAUCCAACCAACAAAGUGAAAAAGCAAAAAUCUUCUCUUCCUCAAAUUCGUUUUAACUUUCCAACGGUAUCGGUCGUCGUUUGUCAUUUUUGUGUGAUUAUAUUGUUCGCCGUCCUAAGAAAAAAACCGAAAGAAAAAGUAGAAAAAUCUAGAAAAAAAAAUUCCCAAUUAGAAUUCCUCUUUCCAACUAAACAUAGCGGUAGAUUAAUAUUGUUAUUGUUUUUGCUAACGGCAAAGAAUAAUAAUUGAAAGUUUUCAACUGUAAAAAGAAAAGAAGGAAAAAAUUUGCAAAUCGAUUUGUUUCGUGCUUUUUCUUUUUUCUCUCGACUCUUCUUCCACACUUACCACCACUUCAUUCCCUCUCUUCUAUCUUCUGUGUGUGUGUUGUCCUGCUCCUCAUUUGUAAAAAUUUUGUGGAAUUGUGCCGUAAUCGAAUUCAGCUUGGGAAUAUAAAAGAAAAUUUCCAUUAAUUGAUUGUUUAUAAGUGAAAAAUUGAUAAAAGAAGCAAAAAAAUAAACAAAAAACCGGAAAAAACGCAGCUGCUGUUUUGUUGUUGUUUCUUUGGCAAAAUAAAUUCAUUCCAAUUUUCCCCCGCUUCAAACCCCACAAAGGCAAAAAAUAAAGGAUACUAACUGUAAAAAGGUGUUCUGACGUGAAAUAAGAACUCCAAACUUCAUCACCUUGUCCAACCUAUAAGAGGCUAAAACCUCUACAACUAAGGACACCAAACAAUCAAUCUCAAAGAAGAAACCAAAAACAAAAAGCCACAAAAAUGUCCUCCACAACUCCGCCUCAAUCACAAGAGGACAAUACCUCCUCUCCAACAACUAUCAAUCAAACAAAUAAUAAUAGCAACAACAACAAUAACAACACUACCACAACAACGACCCAUACGGGCUCGAAUAGUGGCACAAACAGCGUUGACAAACUAUCUCCAGAUCAAGAUAUCUUUAUAAAUCCUGUCGAUGGCCUUCCCUCUCAGCAUCCAACUCUACCCGAACUGGAUGCCACAAAUGAACACAACGAAGUCGAUUUGGAUUCAUUCGAUGAUCUGCCCACGUCGAUAAUCGUAACAAACAUUCAUUCGGAGGUGUUUGCCAGCGACCAAAUGAAAGCACAGAUGGAAGACCUCUUCCGAACAUUCUCGGAAGCGGCUACAUUCCAAUGGUUACGUAGCUUCCGAAGACUGCGCGUGAAUUAUGACAAUGCUAUCGAUGCGGCUAAUGCCCGCAUCAAGCUGCACCAAUUUGAAUUCAAUAAAAAGACGAUAAUAAGUUGUUAUUUUGCCCAGCCUGUGACGCCUGUGUCACACAAGAAUCUCCAGCCACCAGCACCGGUAAAACAGUUUCUCAUUUCGCCACCAGCGAGCCCUCCAGCUGGCUGGGAACCGCGAGAGGAAAAUGAACCAUUGGUAAAUCAUGAUUUGUUGGCGGCAUUGGCUAGUCUCACUCCCGGUGAGAGCCAUGAGCUGCAUCCUCAGACCGAAGACCAGCCGGCAAUCAUUGUGCACACAGCUAAACUACAAGACAGCAGCGGUGGUGUGGUUGCUGCUCCAAAGCAGGCAAUAGUUCACACCAAAUGCCCAGAGCGGGCGUAAAACUGUACACUGAAAAAAAAAACAUGUUACUUCUUUCGAACCAGAUAAAGAAAAUCAUAGAAUUUAGAGGUUUACUACUACUACACACACACACAUAUAUAUACAAAUACAUAUAUACAAGAAAAUGAUAUACAUAUAUACAAAAAAAAAAAGAAAAUAACCAUAUAAAUCGAAUAAAACAAAACUGAUUAUAGAAAGUUGAUGAAAAUAUUAAAAAACAAAAAAAAAAAAUUAACAAAACAAAAAUGUUAUACAUUUUUUGUGCUAAAAAAUUUAAAAAAAUUGAAAAAAAAAAUGUUUAUCAAGAAUAAAAAAAAUUAUAGGUAUUUUAAAUGAAUUU
Messenger RNA from Episyrphus balteatus (marmalade hoverfly), 2022 nucleotides. RefSeq names its product protein sarah (gene sra). The transcript has 2 exons. The coding region runs from base 858 to 1682 and encodes 274 amino acids. NCBI's taxonomy places the organism in Eukaryota, Metazoa, Arthropoda, Insecta, Diptera, Syrphidae. Gene Ontology annotation, biological process: calcium-mediated signaling. The record is from RefSeq and is a predicted model, not a curated record. Gene Ontology annotation, cellular component: cytoplasm; nucleus. Gene Ontology annotation, molecular function: nucleic acid binding; calcium-dependent protein serine/threonine phosphatase regulator activity.